Eupeodes corollae is the source of this 837-nucleotide messenger RNA. RefSeq lists its product as uncharacterized. Gene Ontology annotation, cellular component: nucleus; transcription regulator complex. Gene Ontology annotation, biological process: regulation of transcription by RNA polymerase II. The coding region runs from base 226 to 837 and encodes 203 amino acids. The transcript is spliced from 3 exons. The record is from RefSeq and is a predicted model, not a curated record. NCBI's taxonomy places the organism in Eukaryota, Metazoa, Arthropoda, Insecta, Diptera, Syrphidae.
UUAAUGAUGAAAUUUCAUUUUACUGAACAGCUGACUGCCAAAAGUCAAAAGAAAUUCCAUUUCGUUUUAUUGUUCGUGUUUCAAUUUUUUGCUGUUCCGAUCACAUCAUUAAAAAUUUUACUGAUGAAAGCAACAGCAAAAAAAUUGUCUGAGGCGCGAAGCUCGAUGUUAUGAUCGAAAGUAAACAAAAUUUUUGUAGCAAAACAAAUUAAAAAAAUAACAAAAAUGACUUCAAAAAAAGAGUUUGAAACCAAAUUAAUACUUGAAGUGAAAAACCAUAUGUGUCUUUAUGCCAAAGACGACCAAAAGUAUUCAGACAAAAUGGCACGAAUAAAUGCUUGGGGGGAUAUAUCCCUUGUCUUGGGAAGGCCUGUCGAAGAGUGCCAAAGUAAAUGGACCACGCUCCGAAACUCUUUUCGGUCUUAUUUUCGUGCCGAAAAUAGUGUGCCGAGUGGCUCUGGAGCUACAACUCCGGUACGAUGGAUUCAUUUUGAAUCACUUAAAUUUUUAAUACCCUAUGUGAGGAUUCCAGACGAUGAUUGUGGUAAUUAUAGCCAAAAACAACACAAUUCAUCGAAUUUGGAAGUCAUUGACGUGGGUACUGAGCCGCAUAUUCGAAAGAACAAAGCCCAAAAGAGGCAUAUUGAAGAGCCUCUGGACAGAGUGCUCAAAGCAAUAGAAAACAAGGAGGUGAGGAGCCCGAUGGAGCUGUUCAUGGAGAACGUCGCACUCCAGGUAUCGGAUUUUAGUCCGCAAAGAAUUGUUCGGUUCCAAUCGAGGAUACUUUCCAUUUUGGGCGAGGAAAUGGCCGAGCACUUAGCUGGUGCUCAAACAUAA